AUGUCGCCUGUUAAUGACAGCGGUGACCAGUCCCACCCUGCUUUCUUUCUCCUGGUGGGCAUACCAGGCUUGGAGUUGGUGCAGGCUUGGAUUGCCAUCCCUUUAUGCACCAUGUAUGUCGUUGCAGCCCUGGGAAACAGCAUCAUCCUCUAUGUUAUAAAGACAGACCCCAGACUGCAUGAGCCCAUGUACCUUUUCCUAGCCAUGCUGGCUAUCACCGACCUGGUUCUUUCCACCUCCACUGUGCCCAAAAUGCUGGCUGUUUUCUGGCUACGUUCCCUGGCAAUUGAUUUCCAUGCCUGCCUGGCUCAGAUGUUUUUCAUUCAUGCUUUCUCAUCAGUCGAAUCGGGGGUGCUCAUGGCCAUGGCUCUGGAUCGCUAUGUGGCCAUUUGCUACCCACUCCAGCACUCUGCUAUCCUCCCCUUGCCAGUCGUAGUGGCGCUGGGCUGCCUCAUCCUUCUCCGUGGAGUUAUCCUCAUCAGCCCCUUCUCCUUCCUGGCCAACAGGCUUCCCUACUGUGGCCACCAACUCAUUGCCCACUCCUACUGUGAGCACAUGGCUGUGGUGAAGCUGGCUUGCGGCAGUGUUAGGGCCAAUGUCGUCUAUGGCCUCUUUGUGGCUUUUAUAGUUGUUGGAUUUGAUUCAUUUAUCAUUGCUACAUCCUAUGUCAUGAUUCCCAAGACUGUCUUGACGCUCCCAUCCCAUGAGGCUCGUCUCAAAGCCUUUGGGACUUCUGCAUCCCACAUCUGCAUUAUUCUUUCUUUCUAUAUUCCUGGUCUCUUCACAUUCCUCACCCACCGGUUUGGCCGCAAUGUCCCUCACCACUUUCACAUUUUGGUGGCCAUACUCUACCUUCUGGUGCCACCCACUUUGAACCCAAUUGUAUAG
Messenger RNA from Rhineura floridana, 888 nucleotides. Its product is annotated as olfactory receptor 52R1-like. The transcript has a single exon. The record is from RefSeq and is a predicted model, not a curated record. Gene Ontology annotation, biological process: G protein-coupled receptor signaling pathway. Gene Ontology annotation, molecular function: olfactory receptor activity; G protein-coupled receptor activity. Bases 1 to 888 code for a protein of 295 amino acids. Gene Ontology annotation, cellular component: membrane. Lineage: Eukaryota; Metazoa; Chordata; Lepidosauria; Squamata; Rhineuridae.